This is a messenger RNA of Passer montanus (Eurasian tree sparrow), 11032 nucleotides long. It is a transcript of the gene CACNA1C, whose product is annotated as calcium voltage-gated channel subunit alpha1 C. NCBI's taxonomy places the organism in Eukaryota, Metazoa, Chordata, Aves, Passeriformes, Passeridae. The record is from RefSeq and is a predicted model, not a curated record. Gene Ontology annotation, cellular component: voltage-gated calcium channel complex; membrane. The transcript is spliced from 48 exons. The coding region runs from base 303 to 6815 and encodes 2170 amino acids. Gene Ontology annotation, biological process: calcium ion import across plasma membrane. Gene Ontology annotation, molecular function: high voltage-gated calcium channel activity.
ACAGGGGGAGGAGGAGGCUCCAACUGAGCAUAAGGCACAGAGGACAAGCAAAGGAUUAGGAGUGAACAGCAAGAAAAGGAAGGAGAAUUCAAGAUAUUGAAAGCGUUUCAAAGAGCUAGAAAAUAGUUCCUAGAUUAGAAGAUACAACUGUCAGCAACUUAAAACAAUAUUCAGGUUUUAACUUCUGUACAAGGCUAUUACAUAACCCUGAAGCAAGGAAAUUAACCAAAAGGAAUGUGCCUUCACUAUCUAUAGAGAAUACACUUAGCUUCAGCUGCUUCAACGCUCCUUGGAAUUUUAAAAUGUUUCAAGCCUUGGUUCGGCAAGCGUAUCACCCCCUGCCCAGCCACCAGCCCGGGGAACCUGACGCCAAGUACAAGGGGAAGCUGGUGCAUGAAACUCAGCUGAACUGCUUCUACAUCAAACCUGGAGGUUCCAACUAUGGGAGUCCCCGUCCAGCUCAUGCCAACAUGAAUGCCAAUGCAGCUGCAGGGCUUGCCCCAGAGCACAUCCCCACGCCGGGAGCAGCUCUGUCCUGGCAGGCUGCCAUCGACGCUGCCAGGCAAGCCAAGCUGAUGGGCAGCGCUGGCAACGCCACGAUAUCCACGGCCAGCUCCACGCAGAGGAAACGGCAGCAGUAUGGCAAGCAGAAGAAGCAGGGCACCACCACAGCCACCCGUCCUCCCCGGGCACUGCUGUGCCUCACGCUGAAGAAUCCCAUCCGGAGGGCGUGCAUCAGCAUCGUCGAAUGGAAACCAUUUGAAAUAAUUAUUUUACUGACUAUUUUUGCCAAUUGUGUGGCCUUAGCUAUCUAUAUCCCCUUUCCAGAAGAUGAUUCCAAUGCCACCAAUUCCAAUCUGGAACGAGUGGAAUAUCUCUUUCUCAUAAUUUUUACAGUGGAAGCAUUUUUAAAAGUAAUAGCAUACGGACUUCUCUUUCACCCCAACGCUUACCUCCGCAAUGGCUGGAAUUUACUAGAUUUUAUAAUUGUGGUAGUAGGGCUUUUUAGUGCAAUUUUAGAACAAGCAACCAAAGCAGAUGGGGGGAAUUCAAUAGGAGGAAAAGGUGCCGGAUUCGAUGUUAAAGCACUGCGGGCUUUCCGAGUAUUACGUCCACUACGGCUGGUAUCUGGAGUUCCUAGUCUCCAGGUGGUUUUAAAUUCAAUUAUCAAGGCCAUGGUCCCUUUGUUGCAUAUUGCCCUGCUGGUGCUGUUUGUCAUUAUUAUCUAUGCCAUCAUUGGACUGGAGUUGUUCAUGGGGAAGAUGCAUAAGACCUGCUACCAUGUGCAAGGGGGACUGAUAGAUACACCUGCAGAGGACGAUCCGUCUCCGUGUGCCCCCCAGUCUGCCCACGGGCGGCAGUGUCAGAACGGCACCGAGUGCAAGGCGGGCUGGGAGGGACCUAAGCAUGGCAUUACCAACUUUGACAAUUUUGCUUUUGCCAUGCUCACGGUGUUUCAGUGCAUCACCAUGGAGGGCUGGACAGAUGUGCUGUACUGGAUGCAGGACGCUAUGGGCUAUGAGUUACCAUGGGUGUAUUUUGUCAGUCUGGUCAUCUUUGGAUCCUUUUUCGUUCUAAAUCUGGUUCUUGGUGUGUUGAGCGGGGAGUUUUCCAAAGAAAGAGAAAAGGCUAAGGCUCGAGGCGAUUUCCAGAAGCUACGGGAAAAGCAGCAGCUAGAGGAGGAUCUGAAGGGAUACUUAGACUGGAUAACUCAAGCAGAAGAUAUUGAUCCAGAAAAUGAAGAUGAAGGCAUGGAUGAGGAGAAGCCUCGAAACAUGAGCAUGCCCACCAGCGAGACCGAGUCCGUGAACACCGACAACGUCCCUGGCGCGGAUAUGGAAGGGGAGAACUGCGGCGCACGGCUGGCGCAUCGGAUCUCAAAAUCAAAAUUUAGUCGCUACUGGCGCCGAUGGAACCGGUUCUGCAGAAGGAAGUGCCGUGCUGCUGUCAAGUCCAACGUUUUCUAUUGGCUGGUGAUCUUCCUCGUGUUUCUCAACACCCUCACCAUUGCCUCUGAGCACUACAACCAGCCAGACUGGCUCACGGAGGUCCAAGACACUGCCAAUAAGGUGCUGCUAGCUCUUUUCACGGCAGAGAUGCUGCUGAAGAUGUACAGCCUUGGUCUCCAGGCCUACUUUGUGUCCCUCUUCAACCGUUUUGACUGUUUCAUUGUGUGUGGAGGCAUCCUGGAGACCAUCCUGGUGGAGACAAAGAUCAUGUCACCCCUGGGCAUUUCGGUCCUGAGAUGUGUGAGACUCCUAAGAAUAUUUAAAAUCACAAGAUAUUGGAACUCCCUGAGUAAUCUUGUGGCUUCACUCCUGAAUUCAGUCCGCUCCAUUGCCUCCCUGUUGCUGCUUCUCUUCCUCUUCAUCAUCAUCUUCUCACUCCUGGGGAUGCAGCUCUUUGGGGGCAAGUUUAACUUUGAUGAGAUGCAGACCAGGAGGAGUACAUUUGACAACUUCCCUCAGUCCCUCCUGACUGUGUUUCAGAUCCUGACUGGGGAGGACUGGAAUUCGGUGAUGUAUGAUGGGAUCAUGGCUUAUGGCGGCCCCUCUUUUCCAGGAAUGUUGGUCUGUAUUUACUUCAUCAUCCUCUUCAUCUGUGGAAACUAUAUCCUGCUGAAUGUAUUUUUGGCCAUUGCUGUGGACAACCUUGCUGAUGCUGAGAGUUUAACAUCUGCACAGAAAGAGGAGGAAGAAGAAAAAGAAAGGAAAAAGCUAGCUAGGACUGCUAGUCCCGAAAAGAAACAGGAGAUGGAAAAAACAGCUGUGGAGGAAGAGACAAAGGAGGAGAAAAUUGAGCUGAAAUCGAUCACUGCUGAUGGAGAGUCCCCACCUGCUACCAAGAUCAACGUGGAUGAUUAUCAGCCCAAUGAAAAUGAAGAAAAGAGCCCUUAUCCCACAACAGAAGCACCAGCAGAGGAAGAUGAGGAAGAACCGGAGAUGCCUGUUGGCCCUCGACCUCGCCCGAUGUCUGAGCUGCACCUCAAGGAAAAGGCUGUGCCCAUGCCUGAUGCCAGUGCUUUCUUCAUCUUCAGUCCUAGCAACAGGUUUCGUGUCCACUGCCAUCGAAUCGUUAAUGAUAACAUUUUCACCAACCUGAUCCUAUUUUUCAUCUUGCUCAGCAGCAUCUCCCUGGCAGCUGAGGACCCCGUGCGACACCUCUCCUUUAGGAACCAAAUUCUCUUUUAUUUUGAUAUAGUUUUUACUGUCAUUUUCACCAUUGAAAUUGCUCUGAAGAUGACCGCCUACGGGGCUUUCCUCCACAAGGGCUCCUUCUGCAGGAACUAUUUCAACAUCUUAGACCUGCUGGUGGUCAGCGUUUCUCUCAUCUCCUUCGGGAUCCAGUCCAGUGCCAUUAAUGUGGUGAAGAUCCUGCGUGUUCUGCGGGUCCUUAGGCCACUGAGGGCCAUCAACAGAGCCAAAGGACUAAAGCACGUGGUCCAGUGUGUGUUUGUCGCCAUCCGAACCAUCGGGAACAUUGUGAUUGUCACCACUUUGCUGCAGUUCAUGUUUGCCUGCAUUGGAGUUCAGCUGUUUAAGGGCAAGCUGUACAGCUGCACUGACAGCUCCAAGCAGACAGAAGCAGAAUGCAGAGGGUACUACAUCACCUACAAGGAUGGGGAGGUCAGCCAGCCCAUGAUACAGCCCCGGAGCUGGGAGAACAGCAAGUUCGACUUCGACAACGUCCUGACGGCCAUGAUGGCCCUCUUCACCGUCUCGACCUUUGAGGGCUGGCCAGAGUUGCUGUAUAGGUCCAUUGAUUCCCACAUGGAGGAUGUGGGACCCAUCUAUAAUCACAGGGUUGAGAUCUCCAUCUUCUUUAUUAUCUACAUCAUCAUCAUUGCUUUCUUCAUGAUGAACAUCUUCGUUGGUUUCGUCAUCGUCACAUUUCAGGAACAAGGAGAACAAGAAUACAAGAACUGUGAGCUGGACAAAAACCAGCGCCAGUGUGUAGAGUAUGCCCUGAAAGCCCGGCCCCUGCGGAGAUACAUCCCUAAAAACCAGUACCAGUACAAAGUUUGGUAUGUGGUCAACUCCACCUAUUUUGAAUACCUGAUGUUCGUUCUGAUCCUGCUGAACACCAUCUGCCUGGCCAUGCAACACUAUGGUCAGAGCUGCAUGUUCAAGGAAGCCAUGAACAUCCUCAACAUGCUCUUCACUGGCCUCUUCACUGUGGAGAUGGUCCUGAAAUUAAUCGCCUUCAAACCCAAGCACUAUUUCUGUGAUGCAUGGAAUACAUUUGACGCCUUGAUUGUUGUGGGUAGCAUUGUUGAUAUAGCAAUCACCGAGGUGAACCCAGCUGAACAUACCCAAUGCUCUUCCUCUAUGAACGCAGAGGAAAACUCUCGCAUCUCAAUCACCUUCUUCCGACUCUUCCGCGUGAUGCGUCUCGUGAAGCUCCUGAGCCGAGGGGAGGGCAUCCGGACACUGCUUUGGACCUUCAUCAAGUCCUUCCAGGCUCUCCCCUACGUGGCUCUUUUAAUAGUGAUGUUGUUCUUCAUCUACGCUGUGAUUGGGAUGCAGGUGUUUGGUAAGAUUGCGCUGAACGAUACCACAGAAAUCAACCGCAACAAUAACUUCCAGACCUUCCCCCAGGCAGUGCUGCUGCUUUUCAGGUGUGCCACAGGUGAGGCCUGGCAGGAAAUCAUGCUGGCAUGUCUCCCGGACAAGAAGUGUGACCCAGAGUCGGAGCCGGCCAACUCCACGGAAGCCGAUCACUCGUGCGGCAGCAGCUUCGCCGUCUUCUAUUUCAUCAGCUUCUACAUGCUCUGUGCCUUCCUGAUCAUCAACCUUUUUGUAGCUGUUAUAAUGGAUAACUUCGACUACCUGACACGGGACUGGUCCAUUUUAGGACCACACCACCUGGAUGAGUUUAAAAGGAUCUGGGCAGAGUAUGACCCUGAAGCUAAGGGAAGGAUCAAACACUUGGACGUGGUGACGCUGCUGCGGCGGAUCCAGCCCCCGCUGGGCUUCGGGAAGCUCUGCCCUCACCGGGUGGCUUGCAAACGCCUUGUCUCCAUGAACAUGCCACUGAACAGCGAUGGGACUGUCAUGUUCAAUGCCACCCUCUUUGCCCUGGUCAGAACAGCACUGAGGAUCAAGACAGAAGGUAACCUGGAGCAAGCCAACGAAGAGCUGAGAGCAAUAAUUAAGAAAAUCUGGAAGCGCACCAGUAUGAAGCUGCUGGACCAGGUGGUGCCUCCUGCAGGUGAUGACGAGGUGACCGUGGGGAAGUUCUACGCCACUUUCUUGAUCCAGGAGUACUUCCGGAAGUUCAAGAAGCGCAAAGAGCAGGGGCUGGUGGGGAAGCCCUCCCAGCGCAACGCGCUCUCCUUACAGGCUGGUCUGCGCACACUCCACGACAUCGGGCCCGAGAUCCGACGAGCCAUUUCUGGAGACCUGACAGCUGAAGAGGAGCUGGACAAGGCCAUGAAAGAAGCUGUUUCUGCUGCCUCUGAAGAUGAUAUCUUCCGGAGAGCUGGAGGCUUGUUUGGAAACCAUGUGAGCUAUUACCAAAGUGACGGCAGGAGUGGGUUCCCCCAGACAUUCACCACCCAGAGACCUUUGCACAUCAACAAGUCUGGCAACAACCACGGCGACACCGAGUCUCCAUCUCACGAGAAGCUGGUGGACUCCACCUUCACUCCCAGCAGCUACUCAUCUUCAGGCUCCAAUGCCAACAUCAACAAUGCCAACAACACUGCCCUGUGUCGCUUCCCCAGCCCACCCAGCUACCCCAGCACUGUCAGCACGGUGGAGGGCCAUGGGACCCCCUUGUCACCCACCAUAUGUGUGCAGGAGGCUCCCUGGAAGCUCCCAUCCAAAAGGACACAUUACUACGAGACACUGGGACGCUCCAGUUCCAGAGACAGCCAGCUGGCAAUUGUUUGCCAAGAGGAAGUGUCUCAGGAUGAGACUUAUGAUGAAAAUUUGAAUGAAGACAUUGAGUACUGUAGUGAACCAAGUCUGCUCUCUACCGAAAUGCUUGCAUACCAAGAUGAUGAAAACAGACAACUCACUCCACCAGAACACAGCAAAGGAGAGGACAGCCGGCACUCUCCGAAGAAGGGGUUUCUGUGCUCCUCAGCUCUAGGUCGAAGAGCAUCUUUUCACUUAGAAUGUUUGAAAAGACAGAAAAACCAGGGUGUGGAUGUCUCACAGAAGACAGUCCUGCCUCUGCAUCUGGUCCAUCAUCAGGCACUCGCAGUGGCCGGCCUGAGUCCCCUGCUCCAGCGAAGCCAUUCCCCCACCACGUUCUCCCGGCUGUGCGCCACGCCGCCGGCCACGCCGUGCAACCGGGGCUGGCCGCAACAGAGCAUCCCAACGCUGCGCCUCGACGGGGCGGACUCCUCGGAGAAGCUCAACAGCAGCUUGCCGUCCGUGCACUGCGGCUCCCGGUACCCGGAGAGCGGCGGCAGCCCCAGGAGAGCCCGGCCGGUGUCGCUGACCGUGCCCAGCCCCACGGCAGGGAGCAGCCGGCAGCUCCACGGCAGCGCCAGCAGCCUGGUGGAAGCGGUCUUGAUUUCCGAAGGACUGAUGCAGUUUGCUCAAGAUCCAAAGUUCAUUGAGGUCACAACCCAGGAGCUCGCAGACGCCUGCGACAUGACGAUAGAAGAGAUGGAAAAUGCAGCAGACAACAUUCUCAAUGGUAACAGCAAGCAGAGCCCCAAUGGCAACCUCUUGCCUUUUGCUAACUGCAGGGACCCAGGGCAGGACAGUGCAGGAGAGGAAGAGGAAGAGGUGCAGAACCCGGAUUGUAGGAUAAGUCAGGAGGAGCUCAAGGACAGCAGGAUUUAUAUCAGCAGCCUGUAGUUGCCAGGGCUGGAAGCGAUGCUGGUUUUUUAUUUGUUUCAAUGUUCCUAAUGGGUUUGUUUCAGAAGUGCCUCACUGUUCUCGUGACCUGGAGUAACCGGAACAGCGUUCUUCAUUCAUUUCUGUUGGGACGAGUCGCAGAGUUGGGUGGUGUAAGAAAGCUUUUCAGGAGCGGAUAUAACCCCAGCACGUGUCCAUGAGGGAAGAGUGAGGAGGAGGAGGAGAAGAAGAGGAGGAGAGCCAGCUCCCUCUUUUUUUCAGUCCCUGCACAAGGAACGACAGCUGCCUCCGGAGCACGAAGGGGAACCUCAGCUUCCUGUGGAUCGCCCUAGCCAAAAGGACCCUGCGCCAAACGGGUGUCUUUCAACCUUGCUUGUAAAAAUCAUUUUGCACAUAUUCUGUAUGAGCCUCACCGUCUCCAUAAAGCCAAGGCCCUUUGAUUCGGAAGGAGAGGAAGACUUCUGCUGUGGAUUCCCACACGGCCACGGGGAGGAGGAAGCAGGAGAAGCCCGAGGCACGGCCCAGCCCUGCCGAGACUCCGGCAGCGGCCCCUGCCGGCCAAUCAGAGCUCAGGCGGUCACUCGCCAGCCAAUCCGAGUUUAGGCGGUUUCCUGCUGGCCAAUCAGAGCUAGCGCGCCAACUGUGCCAGCCAACGGGAGAGCAGGCAUGGCGGCAGGGCUGAGAGGCCGCCAGGCCUGUGCAGAGUUCUUCUUGUUUCGCAGUUUGGUAUUUUCUUGAAAGCAUGUUGCAGUUUUUAUUUUGACUAUUUUAUUGUUAUUAUUAUUAUUAUUAUUUUGAGGGAGAAGGGAGUGUUUACAGCGUUUUGUAAUCACCUACCUUUUUUGUUUUGGUUUAUUUUCACCUUUGCAGAUGUUAAAUUGGUUUGAUCAUGUUGUAUUAUUUAAACUGGGGUGGGGGUGGUUUCUCCAUUGGAAUUUGGUAGAAGUAUAAUGAUAGAUGAGUUUUACCAACCAUUAUGUACACCGAGGAUUUGUAAUUUUAUUUACUAGCAACCGAAACCUUUUGUUGUUGUUGUUUUAUAAUUUAAAGAUAGUAGGCAAUGCACUUGAUAUAGUCUUGCACAUUUGAGUGAUUGAUUUGGGUUCUUUUUAGUGCUAAGUGUAUCUGUGAGUGUGGGAGCAACAGGAGCGAGUGUGUGUGCACAUGUGUGCGUGCGUGUGUGUGUGUGUAAGAGCAGCUCUCCACGUCCUGGUUUGAGCUGCCUGUGGGAGAUCUGUAUCUGGGGCCAUUCGAAUGCAAAAACAAAACCACUGUCUCUGCUUUCGAAAAGGGAAUCAGUAACUUUGCAUUUUCUGUUCCACAAGAUAUGCAAAAACAAUGCAAUAAUAUUAAUUUUAAAAUAAAAUUGUAAGUUGUGUCGGCAUUAAAACUGUAUAGAAGAAAAAAAAAUUUACGGGGGUGGGGGGAAACAAAAAAAAGAAAAACAAACCAGAAGACGUUACGCUUCGAUAUAUUCCGUGUGAUGUUUUAUUGCAUUGAUAAUGUUUCUGUUGAAGAAACCGUUAUACUUGAAUUCAGGUCAGUUUCAGUAUUUUUCAAAUAUUUUUUUAAAAUGAAUUGCAAUUGUGCCAAGCAAAGAUAAUGAAUUGAAUUAAGUUUGUUUAAAAAAAAAAAGAAAAAAAAAGAAUCACUUCUUGUAUAUUUUGCUGCAUGUCAAGUGAGUCAUUUCGUAUUUGGAAUGUGCCAAGCUUUACCUUUGAACUUUUAAGUGCUUUUUUACGUGUGGUUGGGGAAAGGGUACUACUUUAUUUUUUUUUUCCUUUUUUAAUUUGUACGAUGAACAAAGUGUACCUGGUGUAAGUAACUAUUCUGCAAUCCACUGACAGGUUGAACGUUACUGAUUUUGCAUAUCUUGUGUUCAUUUUCCUUCUUCCUCGCUCCCUUUUAACGUGCACGAUGACUUUAUCGGUAGAGAACCUUUCUUCCCGAGACUGGGACAUUUUAUUCAGGCUUUGUUUUCUUUCCUUUUGCUCAGUUCCUCUAAAGGUCCUGUCCCACUCAAGGGUGGCAAGACCUCCAAAGCCCAUUUGGCAGAUCCAUCCUACACGUUCAGCUGGCACCAGCAAUUUAAGGAGCGGGGCGGAAAAAAAUCUGACUUCAAAAUUAUUUUAUUAAAUAUCUGAACCCUGAUCAAUUUUAGCAGGAUCCUGGGAUAAGAAAUGCAAGAAUCAGAACAGUUGGCAAAGUAAAGCUAUCUAACCCUGGUCUGGGCUGAAAGCAGAGGGAGAGAGCUGUGGAUCUUUCAGAGAAUUGCUGCAGGCUGGUCAAGAUACAGGUGCCAGGUGACUUUUUGGUGUUCCUAGGCAUGGUCUCAAUCCUCUCCCCAGACUUUAGUGGAUGGCACUAAGUCAGAAAACAUCUGGCAGCACAGCAUGUCCCAGCCACAAUUCCUGACUAGUAAGUGUGAAACUCUCACACUGACGGUUGGCUCUAACCCUGAGAGAGGCUGAAAAAACAGGCAGGUACUGUUAGAUUUUAUGCAACUGGUUUUUGUCUAGACUACUGCUGGGUUUUUUUCCCUCCUCAGGAUGAUUCACAAACUUGCAGAUCAGUUCUGAGGUGCGAUCUGACUCAGAGCUAAACUUUGAUUCAAAUCUUGAGCUUCUGCAGAUGUCCAAGGACACCCUUCACUGCAUACAUUGAUUACAUUAUUUUUGUGACGUCCUUGUUUUUCUUCUCGAUUCUCUGGGGCAUAAAGGAGAAAUAGCAAAGGGUAUUUUUGUCUGUAUUUUUUGAACUGGCCAGGAUCAGCUCAAGAUAAAACAAAAUACUAGAGAAAUAUGAAUCGAUUUGUACAAGCAUCUGUCAUCAAAGUCAUAAUUCAAGGCUUCCCUGGAGAAGGUGACCAGCUGGGGUGGGUCAGUCUCAUCCUUUCAUCCCUGUGUGGAGGUGGGCACACAAGUGUGUCCCCAUGUGAGUUUACUGCUGCUGCUGCUGAUGUGCUCCAAAGGGACUUGAAAGGGAAGAACGCCCAUGCCUGGCUGUUCCUGAAAAUGCCAUUUAAGGGUUCCCUAACUCAUCUUUUUUCACUGCAAAGUCCAUCUGACCUCCCAAUGGAAAACAGGGGUUCUUCACUCCUGAAAAACAGUGCUUACCUAAAUUAGUGGUGACAAUGAACAUUUUGGAUGCUUGGCAGCCCAUCUUUUAGCAUUUUUCUUGAUGGGAGGGAAAAUGACAGGAAGGAUAGUGCCCCAGACAUUCUGGGUGAAAGAUGCUGCUCCCUCGGGGGUUGGAGCCUCUGGCCAGGGAAAACCCCGCUCUCUCCUGGAAGACCCCAUAGGUGCUGCAGAGUGGAAAAUGUAUGGCUAGCAGAGAAUGCAAAUGACUUCUGCACUUUGAGGGGUAGGUGUUAAAUUUAUUAAUUGCUGGUGCCAGCUGUGCAAACUUCUCUUUCUGGGGAGGGUGGCUUUCUUUUCAUUUUUUUCAUUUGAGGUACUUCCAAUGUGCACAUUGUGACAGGCCUGAGCAAAGAGCUCUGCGAGUGAGGCAGAGUCUGGGGGACAGUGGGAAGGAGGGGGCAGGUUUAGUUCCUGGAGUGUUUCCCUGUGGAUGGUGGGUACAAUCCCUGUGCUGUGGACGGAAGCUUGGAAGGAAGCGAUGGCUGAGAAGUGGCGUGGAAGGAAAGAAUGGGGAAAAUGAUCUGCUGUUUGCCUCUGAGCAUCUGACUCAUGAGAGGACACUGCAGACUAAAGACAUUUCUUAUAAAACAACAGACCUCCUCCCUGUAUCACUCCUGCUCAUUAGUCCAGACAGUACUGGGUCAGCCACAUCGGGUGCAUUUCUUUUUUUCUUCCCUAUUUCUGUGUGGCUGACGUGAUGGGAAAGCAAGUGGAACUCAUGAUCCAGAGCUGGAGUUUUGCUGUCCACAGAUCUUUUGUGCAUCAUCUGCCUCUUCAGCUGGACAUGUGGACGAUGAUGGUGUAGAUGCUGCUGCUACUGCAGGGGUCCUGCCUGUUUUCUUGCCCUGCCCACACACCCCAGCACGGAGGGACAACCAGAGAGGCGCCAUGUACAGAACCGCAUCUAUUUCUGCUUUGUUUUCUGACUCACAACCCUGCCCCAGUGACUACGACAACAACAACAAAAAAAAAAAAGGGCAAAUGCAUUUUUUACAUUUCUUGAUAAUUUCCAAAGCAAUGUAUCAUUGCUUUCUUUAGACUGACGCCAAUAUAACAGUUGUAUGGGUCUCAGCCAGG